UGCACGCUGUGCAAAGGCUGACAGCUUGAAACGCAUUUGCAUUAGGACCUUGCAGCCAACAUAUCGACCUGUAACAUGAGUUGGUGUUGGGGAUGUGCUAAUGAAAGAAUAUAUGUUCCACUGAACUGACACCGUUUCGAUUUCAAUAGCCUACCUGCGUUGUCCUGAGCGAGACCAAUCGGUAUUUUCAUGCGUCUAGAUUGGUCGGCAGGCGCGUUUAUUGAGUUAUGGGCGCAUUACAGUCGUUACCUGAUGAACCCGAAUACAGAGAUCUCUCAGAGAAGACGGGCUUUUCCUUCGAGCAAAUUGGAAUCCUUCACAAAAGAUUCAAGCAGUUGAGCCACAAUGAAGACACGCUGAGACGAGAUGACCUCAACACAAUUCCAGACCUGGCAUGCAAUCCGAUCCGAACCCAAAUUAUAGAGGCCUUCUUUGACAAAAGAAACUUCCAUCAGAAUGGUGAGGGGACAGUCCAGGAGAUCAGCUUUGAGGAGUUCCUGGUGGUCAUGUCCCACUUCAGACCUCCAGCACUGAACAUGACAGAGGAACAGAGAGAGAACAUCAGGAGGGAAAAACUCCGCUUCCUGUUUAACAUGCACGACACAGACAACGAUGGAACAAUCACUCUGGAGGAGUACCGACAUGUAGUGGAGGAGCUGCUGUCUCGGAGCGGAGCCCUGGGGAAGGAAACGGCUAAAGGUAUAGCAGACGCUGCCAUGCUGGAGGUAGCCAGUAUCUCCGUGGGUCACAUGGAACCAGAUGAGUUUUACGAGGGGAUCACUUUUGAACAUUUCCUAAAGAUACUGAAAGAUAUUGAGAUCGAGACAAGAAUGAACAUUCGCUUUUUGAAUAUGGACACGACGAACCUGUGCAAGUGAGGAUCUUCCACCUUUUUUAUUACUAUGCAGCACCAGCACUCUUUUAUGGUAUUUUAUUUAGUGGCCAUUUAGGGCACACUUUAAGCAGUGACGUGCGGUCGGUAUCUGGGUAAGCACUGGCUAUUAUCAAAGCCAGAUUUGCUCACAAAUAAACCUUAAUGAAGCCCAAGUUCACCAUACAACAGAUAGCGCCAACAACCAGAGUGACAUAGGCUAUUAACCGAAAUUGACAAAAAUGUUCACCAAAUGUGACUGACCGACCGGCUCAAUUCGGUCUUAUGUAUCAACAUUUGAAAUUGUGUUUUUUUACAUUGGAUAAAAGUAGAGAAAAUUGUAUAUCAUACACUACAGUUGAGGAACAAUGGGAAGGUAAUUCUGCUUAGAAAGUUGAUCAACUUAUUACCCCACUUUUGAGAAAACAGCCCUUGAAUGUUUUGGUAAACCUACUGGAGACCUCUUCUUUGUCUAC
Molecule: messenger RNA, 1347 nt
Organism: Coregonus clupeaformis (lake whitefish)
Lineage: Eukaryota; Metazoa; Chordata; Actinopteri; Salmoniformes; Salmonidae
Product: calcineurin B homologous protein 3-like
Exons: 8
Coding region: 228-878 (216 amino acids)
Molecular function (GO): calcium ion binding
Source: RefSeq, a predicted model, not a curated record